Molecule: messenger RNA, 744 nt
Organism: Aspergillus pseudoviridinutans
Lineage: Eukaryota; Fungi; Ascomycota; Eurotiomycetes; Eurotiales; Aspergillaceae
Product: carbon-nitrogen hydrolase family protein
Exons: 5
Coding region: 1-744 (247 amino acids)
Molecular function (GO): hydrolase activity, acting on carbon-nitrogen (but not peptide) bonds, in linear amides
Source: RefSeq, a predicted model, not a curated record
AUGACUUCGAACCUGGCUCAGUGUCAGGUUCUGGUGCGCAAAGCUGUGGCAUCUGGUGCUAAAGCAUUGUUCCUCCCAGAGGCAUCAGACUACAUUGCCUCUUCGCCAGCAGAAAGCAUAUCGCUUGUACGAUCCGUGCAGGACAGCGUAUUUGUGCAGGGACUCCAGCGUGAAGCCCGGCAGGCAAGCCUGCAUAUCAACGUUGGCAUCCAUGAACCGGCGCCGAACGGCAAAGUCAAGAAUACUCUGAUCUGGAUUGAUGAUAAGGGUAUGAUUACUCAACGCUACCAAAAGAUUCAUCUCUUCGAUGUCGAGAUCAAAGAUGGGCCGGUCCUCAAGGAGAGCGCGAGCGUUGAAAAGGGUAUGGAAAUUCUGCCGCCAUUCGACAGCCCUCUAGGACGUGUUGGUCUCUCUAUUUGCUUCGACCUGCGCUUCCCUGAAAUCAGUCUGGCAUUAAAGCGUCAGAAUGCGCAGAUCAUCACGUAUCCAUCGGCUUUCACGGUUCCAACGGGACAGGCUCAUUGGGAAACAUUGCUCCGAGCAAGAGCUAUCGAGACGCAGGCGUAUGUGGUGGCUGCGGCUCAGGCUGGUCCUCACAAUGAAAAGCGGAGAAGCUAUGGCCAUUCAAUGAUUGUUAAUCCAUGGGGAGAGAUCGUGGCGAAACUUGGAGACGAAUAUCGAGAACCAGCAAUCGCUACCGCAGAGAUUGACCUCAAUCUCUUGGAGAAGAGGUAUAGCACCUGA